This is a messenger RNA of Acipenser ruthenus (sterlet), 4139 nucleotides long. Its product is annotated as phosphatidylcholine:ceramide cholinephosphotransferase 1-like. Gene Ontology annotation, biological process: sphingomyelin biosynthetic process; ceramide biosynthetic process. NCBI's taxonomy places the organism in Eukaryota, Metazoa, Chordata, Actinopteri, Acipenseriformes, Acipenseridae. Gene Ontology annotation, molecular function: protein binding; ceramide cholinephosphotransferase activity; sphingomyelin synthase activity. The record is from RefSeq and is a predicted model, not a curated record. The transcript has 8 exons. Gene Ontology annotation, cellular component: Golgi membrane; endoplasmic reticulum membrane. Bases 659 to 1879 code for a protein of 406 amino acids.
UGUCUGCGUAGGGUUCGCUGUGUAUUGUGGGGCUCGGAGGGAACCCCUAGCGUACUGUCAGCAGUCUCUGCAGAAGGGAGUGUUGCUGGUAGUACAAUAACAUGCUGGACACCAAACUGUCAAUAAACAUAAUUCAUUGAAUGUCCAGGUUGCCUAGUGGGCUGGCUUAAGGGAGAUAAACAAGAAGCCGCAUCAGUCGAUUGCGUUUGCUGUGAACAUGUUGUUAUGUAAUACGAAGUACAAGUAGAUAAGAGGGAAAAAAUGUGAUUGAAGAGAAUUCCAUUAAGUGGUCGAUUGUGAUGUCACUGUUCUGAAUGGACUUUACAGUUGAAUGGAAUUCCAAGAGGUCCCUCAGGACCGAGACUUCAAUUAUUAUGAGAAGUACCGCUUUUGAAGGAAAGUCAAGGAUAAAGGCACCACAGCAACCAAAUAAAUUAGGCUGCUGCAACCCAAGAUUUGUGCGGGUAGCUGUCCCUCAACCGAAGAUUUUCCCAAUUGUUUGUGCCAUACUGGAUCCUCCAGCAUUUUCAACCCGAUGUCCAUGAAACCGCAUGAACACACGCUGGGGAGGACUUUCUGUUCCAUAGACCGAGUGAAUUCCGUAUCCUCUCGCUUCAGUUUGCUUUGCCCCGUCUUUUAAUCCUGCUUUGGGACUGAAAUGAAGAAGGUAGUUUAUUGGUCUUCAGAAGAGGUGUCCAGCUGGCUGACAGAGGAAGGCAUGCCGGAAUACUCUGAUUCCUUCCAGCGUCUGAACGGCGAGGACUUGCUGCGGCUGACUGAGGCUGACUUCAAGAAGCCCCCUCUGUCGCUGGUCUCCUCGGACAAUGGGCAGCAACUGCUCAACAAGAUCGAGACACUCAACAUUGAGCACCACAUUGAAGCCCACAAGAAUGGGCACGCCAAUGGGCACCUGAUCAAGGGCAACAAUGGGGACAUUGGCAGCAAAGCCAAACGCAGUGGUAUGCCCAACGGCUUCCGCAAUGAGAUGGUACAGAUUCACAUGCCGAUGCCUGAGAAAUCACACUUCCCCAUGGAGUGGGGCAAGACGGCCCUGACCUUCAUCUAUGCCCUUUUCUGUUUUGUUUUUACAACAGUCAUGAUCUCUGUGGUCCACGAGCGAGUGCCUCCUAAGGAGGAAACCCCUCCAUUGCCCGACAAGUUCUUUGAAAUUUUUGACCGGGUGGAGUGGGCAUUCUCUAUAUGCGAGAUUAAUGGCAUGAUUCUUGUGGCACUGUGGCUCAUUCAGUGGACUUUGUUAAAGUACAAAUCCAUUGUUGGCCGGCGAUUCUUCUUUAUUGUCGGCACGCUCUACCUGUACAGGUGUAUCACAAUGUAUAUCACAACACUCCCUGUGCCUGGGAUGCACUUCCAGUGUUCUCCAAAGCUGCUUGGAGACUGGGAAGCUCAGAUGAGGAGAGUAAUAAAAAUGAUUGCAGGUGGUGGGCUUUCUAUCACAGGGUCACACACCAUGUGUGGGGAUUACCUGUAUAGUGGGCAUACAGUCAUUUUAACACUCACCUACCUGUUUAUUAAAGAGUAUUCUCCCAGGCGGUUCUGGUGGUAUCAUUGGAUCUGCUGGUUCCUCAGUGUUGUUGGGAUCUUCUGUAUUAUGCUAGCCCACGACCACUACACUGUGGAUGUGGUGGUGGCAUACUACAUCACUACUCGCCUUUUUUGGUGGUACCACACCAUGGCCAAUCAGCAAAUACUAAAAGAAGCCACCAAUACUAACUUUUUUUCCCGGGUCUGGUGGUACAGUGCUUUCCAGUACUUGGAACAGAAUGUCAGUGGGACUGUACCUCGCAACUACCAGCUGCCCUUUCCCUGGCGAGCAACCCCAUUCAGUAGAAAUGUGAAAUAUACUCGUUUAGACACAUAACGAUGGCAAGAGGACUGAAGGACUGCCCAGGUGGCUAUGAAGCCACAGCGGUAUUGAGGAUGAUAUGGAAAGACCACCUGAAGUGCUACGAUCUCGCCACGAGAAGAUGCCAUAGUGAAUUCCUUGCUAAUCCUUAGUUUAAUAUUCAUUUUUGACUUGUUCCAGUAAAACUGGUCAGCACUGUGAUUUUUUUGGACAAACAUUUAGAAGAUGCAUUGUACAGGCAAUUUAGUAUUUUGCCAUUAGCCAAAACCAUGCUUUGUAAAUCUAUCAACUUUAAAACCUGAUUUUAUUUCGUAACAAAUUUAGUUUCUCCAUUCUUAUCUGGGGUUUCUUUCAUACAAGAGUCCCAGUGAUUGGGUUGUAAGCCUUUUCCAAGCAAGGUCUAUACUAUAUACAAGAACAUGUUGCCUCUAUAAGAUCACAGUGUAUUUUGAAAUUCUGUGUUAUCAAUGUGGCAGGCUUGAAUUUUUUGUUGUGGAAAGUUUUGUUUUUUUUGGUUUAUUUCAAGCCUCACGAGACAAAGAAAAGGUUCAAAAGUGAUUUUUCUAAAGUAUUUUACACGUUUAUUUUUCAAGCAAAUGAUGACUAUGAUGUGUAAAGAAAAUCAAAUGGACUUUUAGAUUUUUACAUUUUGGUAAGAAAGCAAACGGGGGGGGGGGGGGGUCGUAUUCUGUUUUCUAGUGCCUUUCUUGUCUUGAUUGUACAGUUUGUCACUGGUCUCAUUUAAUGUAUGUUUAUUUAAAAAUAUAUAUAAUAAUGUGUACAUUUUGUGGUAUGGAAUUAUUUUGGCUUGAACCGUACAAUGAAGAUCUGUUAAGAUGUAUGCAAUGGCCUCAUUUCUAUUUAACAGUUGCUUUGUUGGUAAAAUAUUACAGCCCCUGUAUAUUUAAACAUAGAGAAUGUGCUUAUUUUAGCCUUAAAUAAUUUGUCUUCCUAAAAUAUUUAUAUCUCCUCUAUCACCCUGCAGCCGUGAUUGCUGGUCACUAAUAUCCAACAGUCUAUACAACUAUAUCACUUAUGUUCCAGUCAUUUGUUACAUCAUUGUUUUCUAUUGUAUUUACAGUUGGAGACUGGGAAUUGCACAGUGUUGUUGACCUUGUUCUUAGGACCCCAAUAUUAAUGAUACCACCAAUAUAAGUUCAAGUCUAUAUUGUGUCUUGUAAUCUAAAGAUACAACACUACUGGCACUAUUUGCUCAGAUUAAUAAAUGACGGCAUUCUUAACUGUGAGGUGCAAGAUCAUUUUCAGGAUUUGGUACCGUGCUGUGCUGCUGUAUGUAGGUGUUUGGCUGCACUGUUGCUGUCAAAUGUCUGAGAUUGUAACAUUAUCGCAGAUCCCUGUCCAUUCUUCCCUGAACUUCCGUGACAACCUAAUAAAGCACCAGAAGUUCACUUUUGCAGCACUGUAGACCUGUAUUAUGGUCCAGGAAAGAUAACUCAAAUCAAAGCAACAAGCCAGUAAACUAAUGUUGUGCUUGCCCAGUUUUAUUAUUUAUUUUUCAUUUUUCAGUACAUUCCAUUCGUCUGGUAAAAACAAAACAAAAAAAAUAAUUGUAGCACCACCUACAGUAUUAUUCUUGGUAUUGCAGUGCAAGUUGUACUUCAGUGAACUGUUCUUGCCAUUCAGUUUGACACAGUAUAUAUGUAUAGUUUUGCAUUUUCUUUUAAAAUGUCCUUUUUUUUGUUUUAUGAACACCUGGCUUUUAUUUUGGCAGGCAUUUACAAAAAGCUUUUUAAAGGUGCAAGCCCAAACAGUUAUUUAUUACAAAAGACAAUGUUUGUUCCAAAAUCAUACCAAAUUGUUGUUUAGAGUCUUAACCUGUUGAUAAAAUCAAAGAAAAAAAGAAUGUUCACAAUCAUUGAGCUGAUCAUUGUUGAUUUCUCAACUGAUUUGCAGUUGCCCAUGUUAUAGUUGAGACAUGAAGAGGAAGGACAGUAAUGUUUCAUUUCUAUAUGGAAUGUAAUAUAUUUGUGCGGAUGAUGCAUGUAGUUUAGUAUUGCUUAUCAACGUAAAUAUGGGGGGGGGGGGGGGGGGGUUGUAUGCAUUAUUGCCAAUACACAAAACAAAUUAGUUUUUUAAUGAUGAAAAGUAUAUAUAUAUAUUAUAUGAUUAUUCUGUAUUUUACGUGAAGCAGAGAUCCUUUUCUCAAGAUUAUUGUUUUUUUGGGUUUUUUUUGUUUUUUUUGUGUAUAUACCAGGUGAUAUUUGUAUUGUAAAACAUCUGUGGUGAGGGAUGGACAUUAAAAUACUUUUACAAA